Messenger RNA from Cyclocybe aegerita, 1668 nucleotides. NCBI's taxonomy places the organism in Eukaryota, Fungi, Basidiomycota, Agaricomycetes, Agaricales, Hemipholiotaceae. The record is from the annotation of a GenBank genome assembly.
AUGGAAUAUGAAUAUGGAAAAGAUGGUGCGGCCGUCUACGCACCGUUGAUGCAAAAUGAGGGCGACUCGUCGCGCGACAUAUUGCCUACAGCGGAAAAUGGCUCCUACGGACAUUCCGAUAACCGACAUUCAGAGGGAACCUAUUCCCCGCGUCCUGGCCAAUACAAUGGCUCGUUGCAUAUUGGCGGAGAUCCUGCCUCGACAUCUUGUUUCCGGACAGAAAUUCCAUAUGCAGUUGGCGGCCCAGGUAUCGCAGCGGGCUUCGAACCGUCUUCAACGAAGAAAUUAUCCGAUUUCCGACUUGUUCUUGUCUUCACGCCGGUGACAAUUGGACUGACGAUCGCCUUUGUGCUGGUUGCCUGUGUGAUUGGAUCCCAGAGUCUUGGAAGCACGCCUGUCACCACCAGCCCGGUUGUUGACACUGGCAAUGGCGUCGGUCGAUUACCCUUUAUGGGAUACAACACAUGGAAUGCAUACUACUGCAACAUCAAUGAAACCCUCAUUCAGGAGACAGCCGGUUAUAUGAAAUUGCUGGGUCUUCUGGGCGUUGGGUACAAUUACAUGAACAUCGACGACUGUUACUCGGAGAAAAAGCGGAGUCCUUCAGGCGACAUUGUUGCCAGUAAAGAGAAGUUCCCUUCCGGGAUGAGGGCUCUCACCGAUCGCCUUCACACUAUGGGCUUCAAAACCGGGAUCUAUAGCGAUUCAGGCUGGUUCACAUGUCAACUCUAUCCCGGGUCAUACAUGAACGAGGACAGAGACGUCAAGCUGUUCAGAGAAGACUGGGGGUUUGAUCUGCUCAAGUAUGACAAUUGCGCCGUCCCGUACGACGAGGUCGUCAAGGAAGGCAUGGUCGGAAAAUUCACCCGGAUGUCGAAUGCGAUUAAGAGGCAGAGCGAGCGGUCUGGGAAGCCGCCCAUAUUGUUCUCGCUCUGCCAGUGGGGUCGGCAACAACCGUGGUUAUGGGCUAAGCAGCUUGGCCAAACUUGGAGGACGACGGACGACAUUGGCGCGAACUGGCAUUCCCUUACGAACAUCAUAAACAAAAACUCGUUCAUUGCCUCCGUAUCUGACUUCUACGGGCAUAACGACAUGGAUAUCCUCGAAGUUGGCAAUGGCGACCUCACGUACGAGGAAGCGAAAUCCCACUUUACUGCCUGGGCACUGAUGAAAUCCCCCUUGUUGAUCAGCACCGAUUUGUCCAAGAUCACAGAACAGACGCUCAGCAUUCUCAAGAACAAAGAAAUCAUCGCCAUAAAUCAAGAUCCCGUCGUCGGGACUUCGAUCACACCUUUCCGAUGGGGCGUCAACCCGGACUGGACAUCGAAUCGCACGCACCCUGCCGUGUUCUGGAGCGGCCAAAGCCAAAACGGCACCGUUUUUAUGCUCCUCAACGUGCUUGACACGCCUGCGGACUUGUCCUUCACGUUGGUCGAGUCACCGUGGAUGCGUGCGGGGAGACAGUACUCCGUCAGGGACCUAUGGACCCAUACCGAUAACGGCACGGCCGUCCGCAACUUCACGGCGCGUGCAGUGCCUGCGCAUGGCGUCGUGGCUCUGCUGAUGAAGGAUGCCGGGGACGAGCCUGAGGGAACGAUGCCUCCAUGCGCGAUCGAAGAGUGGUGCAUGGGGGAAGAUGGAACCAAGGUCGACCCACAUAUAAACUGA